This is a messenger RNA of Varanus komodoensis (Komodo dragon), 1412 nucleotides long. Its product is annotated as major histocompatibility complex class I-related gene protein-like. Bases 74 to 1087 code for a protein of 337 amino acids. Lineage: Eukaryota; Metazoa; Chordata; Lepidosauria; Squamata; Varanidae. The record is from RefSeq and is a predicted model, not a curated record. Gene Ontology annotation, cellular component: external side of plasma membrane. The transcript has 6 exons. Gene Ontology annotation, biological process: immune response.
UCGGUGGUCCGCCCUGCUCGUGGGGGCGGCGGCCUUCCUGCUGGGGGGCCGCUCCGACCCCUCCUCACACUCCAUGCGCUUCUUCCGCACGGGGGUGUCAGACCCCAGCGAGGGGCUGCCCCCGUUCACGGUCGUGGGGUACCUGGAUGACCAGCCCUUCCUGUACUAUGACUGGCGCACCCGCAAGGACCAGCCCAAGUGCUCCUGGAUCAGGAAGGUGGAGAAGGACGACCCCGACUACUGGGAGCGGAACACGCAGAUCUCGUGGAACACCGAGCAGGUCUUCAAGGUCCGCCUGGUGAAUGUGCCCAAGUACUACAACCAGAGCGGGGGGCUCCACACCUGGCAGGAGAUGUAUGGCUGCGAGCUGCGGGCGGACGGCAGCACGGUGGCCCUCGACGAGUAUGCCUAUGAUGGGAAGACCUACCUCAGCUUCGACAAGGAGACCCUCACCUGGACAGCGGCCGAUGCUGCAGCCCAGGUGACCAAGAGGAAGCUGGAGGCCGAGCCGGCCAUCGCCCAGCGGAACAAGGCCUACCUGGAGGGCUUCUGCGUGGAGACGCUGCAGAGGCUGGUGGGCUAUGCAGAGGGGGCCCUGCAGAGGAAAGAGCCACCUGUGGUGAAAGUGACACAUGAGCAGGGCCGCGACGGCACAGAGACGCUCACUUGCCGGGCGUUCGGCUUCUACCCCAAGGAGAUCGACAUCGUCUGGACCAAGGACGGGGAGGUCUGGCUGCAGGACACCUUUAGCGGCGUGGUGGCCCCCAACUCGGAUGGGACGUACCAUGCCUGGGCCAGCGUCAGGCUCGACCCGCAGGACCGGGACCGCUACCGGUGCCGCGUGGGCCACGACAGCCUGUUGGGUCCGCUGGGCUUCGCCUGGGAGGAGCCUGAUGCAUCGAACAUGGGGCUCAUUACCAGCUGCAUUGUGGGAGGUGUCCUGCUGCUGCUGCUGCUGCUGGGGGGUGCGGCCGCUGGGCUCUGUUGGCAUGGGACUGGUCGGGUUGGCCCCAGAGGAGCAUCACGUGAGUCUUUGCAUGGUUGCUCAGUGCAGCGUGGGCUGCAGUGGGAGGCUGAGAGUGUGUGAGUGUAUGUGCAUCUCCAGUGCACCACACUUUCCCCAAGCAAGGAGGUGUGUGUCCUAGUUUGGUAUCCACCUUGUCGCUCCUCUGGAUCCCCAGGAGAAGCAUGUGUUCCAAGAAGGAAAUGGCCGAUAAUGAGCCGGGUGGACAGACAGGCUCCACUUUGCUUGCCUCCUUUAAUGGGGGGCCAUGAGCCUUUGGUCUAACCAGCCCCAGUCUUCCUUGGUUAUUAUACUCCUAUAAUGAAGUAGUCCUGACAAAUAGAUGGGGAAGAAAUGGAGGUAGUGACAGAUUUUAUUUUUCUGGGCUCCAAGAUCACUGCAGACAGGG